AGUACCUAGUUUGUCCAAGUUAGUUGUCAUGUUCCGAUAUCCCAUAUCCAAGGGCUAAAGAUUCUUGUUAUGUUUUUUCAAACGCCCCUGUUUUUAACUAAUGCUGUUAUUCAUGUGUCUAUCAUCUUUGAAUUUGAGUCCCUUUUGUCUCAUUUGCUCUCUGAUGGGGUCACGGACACCCUCCUAUGCAACUGCCCUAACUCAUUCUCUAUGAUGAAUCAGAACUGCCCUCACCCUGCUCUCUUCAUAUGGUAACAUCUGUACUUGAGAGUUUUCAAGGUGUUUGAUAAAAUACCUUGGUGUAGUCUUUUGAAUUUUCUUCCUUUUUCAUCUCUCUUGUAAAGCAUGUUUUCCUCUUAGGUAUUGUUGUUUUUAGCUGGGUUGAGUUUGUUUCUUGGAAAGUGAAGGGAUCUUCUGGAAAGAAAAAAAGGGGUUAUUUGCUUUAAGCAGAAAGAAGCUGAAGCUGUUGUCUUUUUGAGUAUUUUCUCAGUUCUCUCAGCUUUCACUUAGGCAAAGGGAGGGAAAGGUGGAAAAGGGGGACAUGGAGAUAGAGCCUUUUGAGAGUGAGCAUUGUAAGGGAGUUAAGUUCAAAAGCACAGAAACUUAGGAGAGUCUAGUUGGAGUGUAUGGAGAAGGAAGAAAAAAAGAAGAUAAAGGGAAGCAUUAAGGAUAAUAUGCCAACAGUUUGGUUCUCUCUGAAGAAGUCUUUACACUGCAAAUCUGAACCAUCUGAUGUUCAUGACCCCAAAACAAGGAAGCAUUUGAGCACAAUCUUGACCAAGAGAGCAGGGAGGUCAGGGUGUUCCAGGUCCAUAGCAAAUCUCAAGGAUGUAAUCCAUGGAAGCAAGAGGCACCUUGAUAAGCCACCGAGUUGCAGUCCAAGAUCCAUAGGAAGCAGUGAGUUCCUUAACCCCAUAACUCAUGAGGUGAUUUUAAGCAACUCAAGGUGUGAGCUGAAAAUAACUGGGUAUGGAGGCUUCCAAGAAGGACUUGGCAGUGGUGGCAGCAAUGCUGGUGGAGGUAGUGGUGGUUCAACUUUUGUGGGGACUCUGAGGCCAGGGACUCCUGGCCCUGGAGGGCACCCUACAAUGCAUUACUUUAAUCCUUCUUUUAGGACCUCAUCCACCCCUCCAAGGAAAUCUCCUUUCCUCUUAUCAGAUAAAGAAGGGUCUGGUCCUCCUGGGCUUCAACCCAGUACUAGGUUGUCUCUUGAGACAGAUUCUAACGGGUCCUCAACUGUGACUUGCCACAAAUGUGGAGAGCAAUUCAACAAAUGGGAUGCUGCUGAAGCUCAUCAUCUGUCUAAGCAUGCUGUGACUGAACUCGUGGAAGGAGAUUCAUCAAGGAAAAUAGUGGAGAUCAUAUGCAGGACUAGCUGGUUGAAGUCUGAAAACCAGUGUGGUAGAAUUGAGCGAGUUUUGAAAGUGCACAACAUGCAAAAGACUCUUGCAAGAUUUGAAGAGUACAGGGAGAUGGUGAAGAUCAAAGCCAGCAAACUCCAGAAGAAGCAUCCAAGAUGUCUAGCUGAUGGAAAUGAACUUUUGAGGUUCUAUGGCACUACUGUUGCAUGCUCUCUAGGCCUUAAUGGUUCUUCUAGUCUCUGCCUAUCAGAAAAGUGCUGUGUUUGCAGAAUCAUAAGGAAUGGCUUUUCAGCCAAGAAGGAGCUCAAGGGUGGGAUUGGAGUCUUCACAACAUCAACAAGUGGAAGAGCUUUUGAGUCCAUAGAGAUUUUUGGUGAUGAACCAUCACUGAGAAAAGCACUAAUAGUGUGCAGAGUAAUUGCUGGCAGGGUUCAUAGACCACUAGAAAACAUUCAGGAAAUGGCAGCACAAACAGGAUUUGAUUCAUUGGCUGGGAAAGUUGGUUUAUAUUCAAACAUUGAGGAGCUUUAUUUGCUCAAUCCUAGAGCUCUUCUUCCUUGCUUUGUGGUAAUCUGCAAACCUUGAACCAAAGGGAUAAAAUCAAACUCAAAAAGCCUUACAUGUUGUGUAGUUUUGUAGAUUCCCUUAUUUUGGCCUUGUGGAUGCAGUUUGUAAUCUUUUAAAGGAUUUUGAUUCUUUCCUCGAGUCAAUUCUGCUUCUUCA
Molecule: messenger RNA, 2084 nt
Organism: Vigna angularis (adzuki bean)
Lineage: Eukaryota; Viridiplantae; Streptophyta; Magnoliopsida; Fabales; Fabaceae
Exons: 2
Coding region: 627-1946 (439 amino acids)
Source: RefSeq, a predicted model, not a curated record